GACCUUUUCCAGACGAAACCACGUCGUUCUCGUGCUCUGGGCCGGGAAAACUGCGUUUCAAAACAUCUCACAGGUGUAUAAAAAGUCGGAUCCUCCAAGAAACCUGGACCAGAUCCGGAAAUAUGUGAAGCAUGGCUGCUCAGUGGCAAGGGCCCCGGAAGUACUUUUUCCACAUUAAGCAGGCAGUGGCCGCUAAAUGGUAUGAUCUCGCCUACUGGUUAGGCUUUGACGAUUCAGAUACUGGAAACAUUGCAGGCAGAAACCGGGAUGACAGGUCCUGUUGUAUGGACCUGUUACAAGAGUGGUUAAGUAGAAAUGGUGAAGCCGCUACUACAGAGGUACUGAUGGGGGCUCUGUCUAACGCCGGCCUAAAGGACGUUCUUAAAGGACUAAAGGAUAAAUAUCCUGAGUUGGCUACGCUGCAGGUGACACAAUCUCCGAAUGCAGUACAACCUUCAAGUGGGCAACCUCAGCGGGCAUCUCAAGUGCAACCACAGUCGGGUUCACGGGGGCAACCUCAGCCGGCGACUGCGGGACCAUCCAAUAAUACUGAAGUUGAGUUGACUCCAUAUUUCAACAUCAUCGCGAAGAACAUGGGAGUACAGUGGCCACAACUUGCUUCGAACCUCGGACUGCCAUUUACACAGAUCCAAGCUAUAAAACAAGAGAACAGUAAUAACUGCUGGAUGUGUUGUCAGCAAAUCUUGCACACAUGGUUCUAUAGCAAUGGCGCCCAAGCAACGUUGGACGCCUUGAAAGAGGCCGUUAGGGAAUCUGAUCACCAGGAUGUUACAGAAAUGUUGGAAAUGAAACAAUUAGAGUUACAAAAGAACACAUCAGGUUCCACUUCCCAUUCUUAAAACAACGCCCAAGUCCGCCACCCAUGUAACAUACUUGUGUCACGUGACGUAUGUGACCUUUGACUUCUAGGUCAUGUGACCGCCCAAUUCUCAGCUGAUGAAAAAUGGCGGAUGCCAUUUGAAAGUCUUCAGUCUUAAUGCUCCAUACUUAAUGUCAUACGUAUGCAAUCUUAUAGACCCCUUCAUAUUAAUUACUUGCAUCUGCUUCAUGCUAUUGUUAAUUGCGUUGUGAAAUUUUCAUCAGUAAGAUAAAAAAAGGUCAGAUACUGCCCUGUUACAUGUUGACAUAUGGGAACUUUUAUCUUUGAGGUUCGAGUUUUUCUUUGAUUUUAUAAUUAUAAUUAUAUUUCAUGCUAUGUAAUUCUCAUUUAUACCUGAUUCGUUUUGAUUUUGAAAAGGACUCCCUAGAAAAUCAUUUUAAUACUCAGGUGAUUUAAGGAUCACCCAAAAGAUUCAUAAAUAGAAAAUGUAAUUUUUUUACAAAUGGACUGUUUGUAGUUGAACACAUACUGUAAAUAGAGGUAGAAUAAAGGAAAAUUCACUUUGA
Branchiostoma floridae (Florida lancelet) is the source of this 1407-nucleotide messenger RNA. RefSeq lists its product as uncharacterized. Gene Ontology annotation, molecular function: death receptor binding; caspase binding. Gene Ontology annotation, biological process: TRAIL-activated apoptotic signaling pathway; positive regulation of extrinsic apoptotic signaling pathway. The transcript is spliced from 5 exons. The record is from RefSeq and is a predicted model, not a curated record. Gene Ontology annotation, cellular component: CD95 death-inducing signaling complex; cytoplasm. Lineage: Eukaryota; Metazoa; Chordata; Leptocardii; Amphioxiformes; Branchiostomatidae. The coding region runs from base 132 to 860 and encodes 242 amino acids.